UGUGCUGCGCGGUCCUCCGUAUCUCCGUGGCGCAGGACAGGACGCCACGCCUUCAGGGACGCACUUCUCACGGCGUCAGCUCUCCGUCCGUUCACCGGUGACAACCUGUCCACAGCAGGACAUUUAACGAGCCUCUUAUCAACAGACACCUUGCACCCAAUACAGAUCAAGUCUCGUGUCUUGCUUCUCCCACUGACGCUGAACGGGCUGAUUUGUGCGCGCGUAUUAAUUUGGGAAUACCUGGAGCGGCAGUUUUGACUGAUUUGAUUGACGUCGGAUACAAGUGGGAACAGAGAUGGGGAUCAAAGUGUAGUGCUGAGAGGAAUGCCCCAGACUGUGUGCUCAGGCACCAUGUUCACCACUCCCAGUGGCUUCAGCCCCCAUCUGGCCUGUGCUGAGCCUGGGGAGGAGGAGGAGGCCCCACAGGAGGGCCCGGGGCCUGGUGCUUGCCUGGCUGAUGGACCCCCGAUCACCUCCGCCUCCCUGGACACCCUGAUCCAUAACCUGGUGCCCACAGCUGAUUACUACCCCGAGAAAGCCUAUGUGUUUACCUUCUUGCUGAGCGCUCGUCUCUUCAUCCCUCCUCCGGAGCUGCUAUCCAGGGUGUGUGAGCUGUGCAUCAAACAGCAGCAGCUGGAUCAGAGCCCACUGGAUACGGCUAAAGUGCGCAAGUUUGGUCCCAAGAUCCUGCAGCUGCUGACAGAGUGGACAGAGACGUUCCCGUCGGACUUCAGGGACGAGAAGAUGGUCGGGCACUUUAAGGACAUCAUCCACCGGAUCGCUCCUUGUGAUGAGGCGUACUGGAAAACCCUGAACCAGGUGUUGCAGAAGCUCAGCCAGCGACUGGCCCUGAUAAGCCAGGGGGAAGAGAGCAUCCUCAAGGUCUCCCUCAACGCCUCCUCCAUCUCUGACAAGCUGGUGGCCUUCAAAACCAAGCCUCCGCCCAUCCAGAAGGACAUGCUCUCCAUCUGCAACGACCCGUACACACUGGCACAGCAGCUCACCCACGUGGAGCUGGAACAUUUGAGGCAUAUUGGACCGGAGGAGUUUGUCCAAGCCUUUGUUCAGAAAGACCCGCUCGAUGGAACCCAGCCAUGCUUCAGCGACCAGAAGAAGAAAACCACCAACCUGGAGGCUUAUGUCAGGUGGUUCAACAGACUGUGUUACCUGGUAGCUACUGAAAUCUGCAUGCCAGCGAAGAAGAAGCAGAGGGCCCAGGUGAUAGAGUUCUUCAUUGACGUUGCUAGGGAGUGUUUCAACAUUGGGAACUUCAACUCCCUUAUGGCCAUCAUCUCCGGCAUGAACAUGAGUCCUGUGUCACGGCUGAAGAAGACGUGGGGCAAAGCCAAGACCGCCAAGUUCUUCAUUCUUGAGCAUCAGAUGGAUCCUACAGGUAACUUUUAUAACUACAGGACCGCCCUGAGGGGGGCCGCCCAUCGCUCUCGGACAGCCAACAGCAACAGAGAGAGGAUCGUGAUUCCCUUCUUUAGUCUGCUGAUCAAAGACAUCUACUUCCUGAAUGAAGGAUGUGCCAAUCGGCUGCCCAACGGCCACGUCAACUUUGAGAAAUUUGUCGAGUUGGCACGGCAGGUCCGGGAGUUCAUGACGUGGAAACAGGUGGAGUGUCCAUUCGAGGAGGAUCGGGCCAUCCUACACUACCUCCACACUGCUCCCAUCUUCAGCGAGGACGGACUCUACCUUGCAUCCUAUGAGAGUGAGAGUCCAGAGAACCAGGUAGAGAAGGACAGAUGGAAAGCACUCAGGUCUAACAUUAUGGGAAAGACAUGAGGCACUGACGGUAGAUGAUCAGCGAGAGAGCAUGUGUUCUCAUUGCACUAAAAUGAACUGUGA
Messenger RNA from Anoplopoma fimbria (sablefish), 1851 nucleotides. RefSeq names its product ras-GEF domain-containing family member 1C-like. NCBI's taxonomy places the organism in Eukaryota, Metazoa, Chordata, Actinopteri, Perciformes, Anoplopomatidae. Gene Ontology annotation, cellular component: plasma membrane. Bases 325 to 1788 code for a protein of 487 amino acids. Gene Ontology annotation, molecular function: guanyl-nucleotide exchange factor activity. Gene Ontology annotation, biological process: positive regulation of GTPase activity; Ras protein signal transduction. The transcript is spliced from 14 exons. The record is from RefSeq and is a predicted model, not a curated record.